AUGAAACAUAUAAUCAUUUCGAUCAGAACCAAUAGUCGUACCUAUGCUAUGAUGCAUUGCAUAGGUGAACUUGGAACGACGACAUGCAAUAUAAAUGGAGAUAACUUGUGCGUGAAACGAUCAUCAGCUCUAGGUUGUACUCUUUCAGGAUGCAGUGAAGCAAGUCGAGAUAUCGCUCGACUUGAGAAGAUUUUCGCUGAAUUCCUUAGACCACUGAAUGAGGUUGCAUCGAAAUUGACCGAGGUUGAGCGACUGCUGAAGACACAAUGUCCAAGAGCGUUAGAUGAUUACAGUGAAUGUUCGAAAUUCUUGAAAGAAGCGAAAGCGCUCGAAAAGAGUUUGGAAGAUCAGUGUUCGGAUUUACACAAUGGAAGAGGCAAUGGAGCAGGCUAUGGAAACGGUGGUAACGGGAAUGGCCAAGGAAAUGGUUAUGGCAAUGGCGCAAACGGAAAUGGAAGAGGAGGUGGCCGUAACGGAAAUGGAAGAGGUUACGGUAAUGGAAAUGGUAAUGGCUACGAUAAUGGAAAUGGUAAUGGCUACGGUAAUGGAAAUGGUAAUGGCUACGGUUACGGUAAUGGUCACGGUGGACAGUUUAACGGCUACAUCAUAGUCUGGCUCGGGCUCGGUAACAUCAGUGACAUUGGUGCACCAUUCGAUUUCAAGCAAAACUUCUCCUUAUCGCUCAGUCUCCAUCGAAUGGUUGUGCUGAGCGCACACAAUGUGAAUUUGAUCUCGCGCACACAGUGUGAAAUUGAUCUGACGAGUGUUAAACACCACAAUCAGAGUAAACUGAUCUAUGUGGAAUCAUAA
This is a messenger RNA of Anisakis simplex (herring worm), 810 nucleotides long. The record is from the annotation of a GenBank genome assembly. Lineage: Eukaryota; Metazoa; Nematoda; Chromadorea; Rhabditida; Anisakidae.